Daldinia decipiens is the source of this 1047-nucleotide messenger RNA. RefSeq lists its product as uncharacterized. NCBI's taxonomy places the organism in Eukaryota, Fungi, Ascomycota, Sordariomycetes, Xylariales, Hypoxylaceae. The record is from RefSeq and is a predicted model, not a curated record. The transcript is spliced from 2 exons. Bases 226 to 834 code for a protein of 202 amino acids.
CAAGUAUUGUGUAAUCAAUGCUGAAUUAUCAGUUUCGGUUGUCAUCCAUCUUCUUAAGGGUCGAUGAAUGGGAAAUAAUCAAGUUUGUAUUAAUGGUUGGAUCUCACCUCUUAAUCUCUUAUGAAAUUUUGUUCGCGCCUUCGCAUCUAUUAUCUCUCUUUGCUCUCGGUGAAUAUAACUUGAUACCAACAGUUUGAAUUAGUUGACACCCUUUCCUAAGCCAAAAUGGCCGGGAAUAUAGCAACAGAUACAGGGUCUCUCCCCGAAUAUUACGUCCAUAGCUUUCCAGCCCCGGGACUCCGCCAGAUCGUUAGGCAUAUUACCGGAAAUAACGCCAAUGGUGAAUCCAGAUUCCUAAGUUCUGAUCAUGGCGAGCAUUACCGUUUCAUGGUGGAGCAUCAAGCAGUAGCCAACAUCAUAUAUUCUACCCGGGAGACCCCUGUUGAUCUGAAUGCGAACGCAGAUAUCAUCAAGGCCCACGAACAAGAGCCCCCGUUCCACUAUCCCAACGGCUCAAUUGUCCGUAUGAUUGAUUUCGGUCCCGGCGUAGAGUCCCCUUUUCAUCGAGCCCUAACAAUUGAUUAUGGCAUCGUUUUAGAGGGGGUCUUCGAACUUACUCUUGAUUCGGGCGAGAAACGCAUCUUGCGCCAGAGUGAUAUCUGCGUCCAGCGGGCUACUGCACACAAAUGGAAGAACAUCACUGGCAAUGGCACCUUGCCAGGACGCAUGUUGUGGGUUCUCCUUGAUACCAAGGAGGUUACCAUAGACGGCAAGAAGAUAAGCGGCGACCUUGGUGACCUACAGAAGGAAUAUGCAGGCCGUGGAAAUUACUGAUGCUAAAGCUUGAUGGUCCUCGUCGCUAGUUGUUUGGCUUAAGAAUAUAUGUGCAUUAAAGGAUAACAAAAUGAUAGUUUUAACCAAGAUGGUCCUUAGAACAAGUGAGCCAUAGAAUUUGUAAUCAAAUACGGCUCACUAACGCCGUCGUGUACACCACCGUAUGGGUUUAAACUGCCUUGGGUUGGUAUAGGAGCCAUAGACAAACGGAAC